Molecule: messenger RNA, 1970 nt
Organism: Geodia barretti
Lineage: Eukaryota; Metazoa; Porifera; Demospongiae; Tetractinellida; Geodiidae
Source: the annotation of a GenBank genome assembly
GCUUGUCACGAGAUCGACCUCCGAACACAUCGUACUACACGCGCCCCUUACUGACUACUUCUCGUGUAAGGUCACUGUUCUGCUAUAAAAGAAGAGCUGAAAGUAGCAGAUCUGUAUCUAGAGAAGCGACUCUGACCCUCGACGAAAGCCGUUUGAAACGCUAGCAGGAGACAACCGAGAUGACUUCUGUCGAAGUUCAAUCCCCGCCGCCUCCCCCGCCGGACACGGAGGGAGAGAGCCAAGCCCCGACCUCGAGCACCGGCGAGGAAGGAGAGAGCCAAGCCCCCACCUCGAGCACCGGCGAGGAGGGCGCCCCGGCCUCCACGUACGAGUGGCUGGCCAGCGUUCCCGUCCUGUCGAGCGCAGGGAGCACGGUGUACGGAUGGUACGAAGGCUCCAAGAACUACACCCGAGCGUCCAAGUACGCGCUGGACAGCGUCGAGUCUUCCGUCAAGUACGUCGCCGACACUGCCGCUAGCGUCGUAAAGGGCCCAAUUACCGUUGUUGACUCAUUUGCCGUGAAGCAGUUGGUAAAACUGGAAGAGAAGGUCCCUGCCAUAAAGACGGAAACGGAAGACGUAUUGGAGGCACUCGACGAGCAAAAGAAAGCCGUCUACACCCGAAUCUCCAGCGGAAAAGACGCCAUCACCACUCGCCUCGUGACCGGGAAAGACGCUCUCGUCGACCGUCUCCACGCCGGUACCGAAGCCGUGACCAAGUCUGGCCCCGCCCAUCUCGUUAGCAGCGGGGUAAACCGCACCCUCAAAGCCACGGAGAACAUCGUCGACUAUCUUCUCCCGGAGAAACCGGAAGACGCCUCAUCGAGCAAAGAGAAGGAAACCGAGCUGAAGGUGUCGGGAGAGGCCGAGGACUCCAGCGACGAAGAGGAAGAGGAGGGAGAGGAAGGGGAGAAGGGGGAAGAGGGGAAGGACGAAACGAGUGCCGAGCGAGUGAAAAACAUCUCCCGAAAGGUGAAGGUUCGUGUAUACUACCGCACCCUUCAUCGUCUGGACACGGUUCAAGAGCAGUGCAUGACCACGUUGGAACAUCUCAAGACUAACAUUGACCUGCUGAAGAUGGCCCAUGGAGCGUACGAUGAAGUUGACAAACAGUACAAACAUCUACAGAGCUCUCUGCGCAGCAUCCGCACGCAUCUCGGCUCCCUCGUGACCACGCCCACCUCGUCAACAUCCCAGGACCCCGUCGUUACUCUCCUUGACGACAGCGAAGAGGGCGGAGUCCAGCUGGAAUCCAUGACCCCCGAAGAGAAAGCCACGAUGUUCCAGGGAGUGCUGGACUACGCCCGUCAGCUGAGCGAGAAGGUGCACACUGCGUUUCAGUCCGUCUCCUCCGCCACCUCGUUUCUCCCCCACCACCUCAAGAGUGGAGCCAGCCACGCUCUCCAGGUCUCCCAGGAACUUUACACAACCCUCAAAUCGGCUAAGGUGCCCACUGAUAUUCCGGCUAGCGUUCUGAACAAGACUUCUGAAGUGAUUGACGCUCAACUCGGAUACGUGAAACAGCUUGGAACAUACAUCAAGACUUCCCUCAAGGCCAAGGACAAGAAUGAAUCCACAGUGCCCACUGAGGUGAAGACUCUACUGGUACCGGACGAGGCAGAGGAAGACGGCAGCGACUCUGAUGAGGGGGAGCCCCCCAUAUCUCGCCCCCUGGGGGGAGAGGGGGAACCUCCAAUUUCUGACCCCCCAGGAGAUGAGGGGGAGGCUGAGGCCAGCCUUGGUUCUGGGGAUGAGAAAUGAAUGAGGACAACUGCGUGAACUAACUUGUGUAUAAUUAUACCGUUUCGCUGACAUUAUUUUUUUGAGGACAGAAGAAACCUCAAAAGCCAAAAAAUAAACGAUACAAUAGACAAGCAAAAAACAACAACAAACAAACAAUAACAGAAGAGAAAAGAUACACCCCUGCGCAGUAUUAUUACGCAACGCACGCAUGCGCUUUGCGGUUUACGG